GGGCUGUCUGGCCGGGGUUGGGGGCUGUGAGAGGGGAGCUGGCUGCUGGCGGCGGCAGGGCCAGAAGAGCGAGUUGGGGGAACGGAAGGAAGGGAGGGAGGAGGGCGGCCGGGCUGGCGGCGGAGUCCCAGGUGCACCUCCCAGGAAGAAGAAACUAAAUGAGUAACAUGAAGUCCAAUAGGAUCCCAUUUUUUAUGAUUUCGAAUCAGGGAAGUAAAAGUAAACCACUGAUCUCUUUCCCAGGUCUUACCUUGUGUUUUACUACUUGAAACAAACACCCAACUUUGCUUUUUUUUCCUUGGCUGCCCAUUGGGGCAUGCAGGGGAUCCCAGUUCCCAGACCAGGGAUCGAACCUGGGCCCCUUGCAGUGGAAUUACAGAAUCCCAACCACUGGACACCAGGGAAGUCCCCACCCAGCUUUCCUAAUAAUACUCAUGAUGUCUGUAGGCAAAUCCUCAAAAAAAAGGCCUCGUACAAGUUUAUCAAGCAGCAAAACUAAACAAAAUGAAUCUAACUCUAUUAUUUCUUUUUUUAACAAUGCACCCCCUGCUAAACUUGCCUGCCCUAUUUGUAGUAAGAUGGUGCCAAGAUAUGACCUGAACCGGCACCUUGAUGAAAUGUGUGCUGACCACGACAACAUGACUCCAGGUGGUCCUGGGCAUGUCGGCCUAAGUUCAAACGUGCCCACCAUAGAUUUGACCAAUAUUGCCUUAGAAGAUAUAACGCCAGAGAAGUCGUCACCAUCAACGAUAAAUUUAACCCCUUGCCAAAAUGAUUCAGCGAAAAUGGGCAAAAAACAGCAGACCAGCCCCUACUUUAAAAGUAAAGGUGACUCGGUGUGCAGAAAUCAAGAAGAGCUGAGACAUCAUAAUGUAAAAGUCAUUUCUCUGGGAAGCCUGUCCUCUAAAUUGUCCAGAAGAUACAUAAAGGCUAAAAGAUCCCUGAAUCAGAAUGAGGGGUUCACUAAUCAGAGUCUGCAGAGGUCCUCAUGCACCAGGGUUAAGAGCCUGGUUGAUCAGCAUUUGGAGGUGGAGGGCCAGGAUCCACUUCUGGAGAACAGCUCUCAAAAGGAGAACAUAUUUACUGGUGAUUCCCAGGAGGAGCUGAGCACCCCAGCACAUACAGUGGAAAGCACUAUGGUGGAGGAAGCUGAAGGCCAGACAGCUGCCCAGGAAUGUGAGCAAUCAACCCUAACACCUGCCUGCACAGGUGAUGUGCCUGUGUUUUCAUCAGAUUUAAUUCUCGGGCAUAGAAAGUCUGCUCCUAAGGACCAUCUUGCAAAGCAGGAGAGUGUCAAAGGAGUAGAUGGUGAAGUUACUGAAAAAUGUGAGACAGGUCAUUAUGAAGAGGUGAAAAUGACUGUUGUUUCAGAAGUGACAAAUCAGGGCUCACAUCGGGAGGCAAAACCUCCAAGUUCCACAGUUGGUGCUUCUAUACAGACCAACAGCCAAAUGCUUCCUCCAGAAUCUGACAGUAGCUUAGAGGAUAAAAUCACUCAUCAGAUGCCUUUGGAGAAGAGGUCAAGCUGUGAUGUGUCCUGGGUCACAAGUCCAGAAGUGCCAGACCAUCCUUACUACCUUCGGAGUUUCCUGGUGGUGCUGAAAGCUGUGUUUGAGAAUGAAGAAGACAGGAUGCUCUUUGAUGAACACGAGAAGGGCCUUGUAACUAAGUUUCAUCAGUUAUCAGCCAAUGGUCAGAAGUUAUACGUAAGACUUUUUCAACGUAAAUUUGGCUGGAUUAAGGUGAACAAGCUGGCCUAUGAAGAGAUCUCUGCUGACUUAACCCCUGUGGUUGGAGAGCUGACACAUGCAGGCUUCCUGCAGACAGAAUCUGAGUUGCAGGAACUCCCUGAGGUGCUGGAGCUCCUUUCUGCUCCGGAACUGAAAGCCCUGGCAAAGACCUUCCACCUGGCAAGUGCCCAUGGGCAGAAGCAGCAGCUGGUGGACGCGUUCCUCAGAUUGGCCAAGCAGCCUUCAGUCUGUACUUGGGGCCGGAACCAGCCUGGCAUUGGCGCAGUGAUCCUGAAAAGUUUCAGGUGAACAGCGAAGGAACUUGUUACAGUAAGAACUUUUGAGUUGUUGGUUGGGCUUCCGUGGUGGCUCAGUGGUAAAGAAUCUGCCUGCAAUUCAAGAGACCUGGGUUCCAUCGCUGGGUCAGGAAGAUCUUCUGGAGAAGGAAAUGGCAAAUCACUCCAGUAUUCAUACCUGGAGAAUUCCAUGGACAGAGGAGUCUGGCAGGCUACAGUCCAUAGGGGUCACAAAGAGCUGGACAUGACUGCACUACUAACACACACACACACACACACAGCACAUACUAAGGUCUUAAAACGGAUGGUACGUGUUUCCAGAUUGUGAUUGUUUUUGCAAUUGCUGCCAUACUGAAAAGGCAGAGAACCUUAAUGAUCAGGUCUGGAUUCUUUCUUGGGUUAGCUUUUGUAAUUCUUGUCAUAACACACUGAUUUCUAGGACAAGAAAAGCCAAGAGCCAAGAGGUUAGAGGCACUGGGCCCUUAGCAUAUUCUAGUGUUUUGUUACUCAAGAAAAAUGCAGUUUUAACUACUCUCCUAAACAAGAUUUAAACAUGAAUUAUCCAGCCAAAUUUUUAUUUCAGUAGACUUUUUAUUGAAACAUGAUCUGUCAGCAAUAAUAUGCAAUUUCUCUUGAGUUGAAACAUUAAAAUUUUCCAAAAGCUGUGUGGAUGGUUUCUUUUGUCCUUAUACAAGCUCCUGAACAGUUUCAGGUUAGGAAAGAUCAUAAAAAUCUCAGAAUUUAUUUCUUCUGCCCAUGUUAUGUCUAAAGUAUAACUAUUAUCAACCUUAGUCUAGAAAUCCACUUUCCAGUGUUGUUGAAAAUGAGAUGAGAUGCUUUUGGCAAACAGUUUAAAGCAACGUCAUUGUUAUUUUAUAUAAUGUGUGUGUGUGUGUGUGUGUGUAACUUUGAGCUGUUAAUGUGCCAAGAGCCAUCCUUAUUGGGAAGAUACUACAAAUAUUAAUCUUAGUAAAACACAGGCAUAAAUAAGGCAUACAUUAUUAAGAAAAAUGUCACUGUCAACAUUUCAAAAAGUUUAUACUGUAGAUUUUCCAAAAGUAUUUAACUAGAUUAUGUAUUUAUACUUAAUUGAUUUAGGGGUAUAAGAUCCUCAUCCCUGUGGUUAAAUGUUUUCUAAGUCUUUAAUUUUAUUUCUUAAGUAUUUCAUGGUAUUCUUGUGUGUAAUAUUUUAAAAGUAAGUGAACACUAAAUUAGCUGUUUCUCAGUGUAAGCACUGAGCAUGUAGGAACAGAAAUAGAAUUAAGAUGAACAUUUUUUAUCACUGACAUGAGAAUUAUAGGAAAAUGAGAAUCUUAAGACCAUUUUUUUACAUGUAUAAAUUUAUUUAUUUACUUUUGGCUUACUGGGUCUCAGUUGCUGUGCAGACUUCUCUCUGGUGCGGUGAGCAGGGCUGCCCUAAUUAUGAUGCGAGGGCUCCUCAUUGCAGUGGCUUCUCCUGCUGUGGAGCACCGGCUCAGUAGUUAAUGGCGGAUGGGCUUAGCUGCUUUGUGGCAUGUAGGAUCUUCCUGGAGCAGAGAUCCAACCUGUGUCUCCUUCAUUGGCAGGCAGAUUCUUAACCACUGAACCACCAGGUAAGCCCAUUAAGAGUAUUCUAGUUUUUUACUAGAAUCACUAUCCUUAAAAAUUUUUUUUUGAUUGACAUAUAGUUGACAUAUUAGUUUCAGGUGUGCAGCAUAGUGAGUCAGUAUUUGUACAGAUUAUACUCCAUUUAAAUUUAUUACAAAAUGAUGACUGUAUUUCCCUGUGCUGUGCAGUACAUCCUUGUUGCUUAUCUAUUUCUUACAGGGUAUUUCAUCUCUCUUACUCUUCUACCUGUCUCACCUCUCCCUGCUUCCUUCUCCUUGCUGGCAACCACUAGUUUAUUUUUUCUAGCUGUGAAUUUAUUUCUCUUUUGUUAUAUACAUUCAUUUGUUUUGUUUUUGAGAGUCCACAAAGAAGUGAUAACAUGUAGUAUUUGUCUUUGACUUGUUUUACUAAGGGUAAUACUCUCUAGAUCCCUCCACAUUGUUGCAAAUGGAAGAAUUUCUUUUUUAUGGCUAAUACUCCAUUACAUAGCACACCUUUAUCAUUUUGUCUGUUGACAGACAGUGUCCUUUAUU
Dama dama (fallow deer) is the source of this 4146-nucleotide messenger RNA. RefSeq names its product FANCD2 and FANCI associated nuclease 1 (gene FAN1). The transcript has 5 exons. Lineage: Eukaryota; Metazoa; Chordata; Mammalia; Artiodactyla; Cervidae. Gene Ontology annotation, molecular function: flap-structured DNA binding; 5'-flap endonuclease activity; 5'-3' exonuclease activity. Gene Ontology annotation, biological process: interstrand cross-link repair. Gene Ontology annotation, cellular component: nucleus. The record is from RefSeq and is a predicted model, not a curated record. The coding region runs from base 435 to 2039 and encodes 534 amino acids.